Molecule: messenger RNA, 3790 nt
Organism: Bombina bombina (fire-bellied toad)
Lineage: Eukaryota; Metazoa; Chordata; Amphibia; Anura; Bombinatoridae
Gene: SLC24A4
Product: solute carrier family 24 member 4
Exons: 17
Coding region: 145-1986 (613 amino acids)
Biological process (GO): calcium ion transmembrane transport; sensory perception of smell; intracellular calcium ion homeostasis
Cellular component (GO): membrane
Molecular function (GO): calcium, potassium:sodium antiporter activity; calcium channel activity
Source: RefSeq, a predicted model, not a curated record
UAGCAGAGACACCUCUUGCAUUGAGCUGCAGCCCGGGCUGAAAUGCUGUUUGGGGAUCAAAGCUUGUGCCCAUCCUCCCCCCGCACCCCUGGGAGUCUACACUAGGCACUACAACGAUACAAACUGCUUUCACUUACUAGGAAAAUGAAGAUCAAAGGUGGGUGGACAUGCAGCCAAACCGGGGCACAACCUUCUAGAGUUGUAAAAAGGAAAAGGAGGGAGAGGAUGCUGCAGCAGGGAGCCUUCAUCUGCACCCUUCUUUUUGUGGUCUGGUGCCUAACUGGACUCCUGCAGGGGACAGGACAUAACUUGUCACUGGGAGAACGAGAUGCUUUUUUGGAUUUAUGGAGGCCUAGAAAACUUAUGAGUUUAGAAAACAUAACAAAAGGAAAAAACUGCACAGAGCCAGCAAUUAAUGAGUUUCCAGAUGAUUUAUUCAACAUUAAAGAACGUCAACAGGGAGCAAUUCUGCUUCAUAUUUUCUGUGCGCUGUAUAUGUUCUAUGCCUUGGCAAUUGUUUGCGAUGAUUUUUUUGUUCCAUCUUUAGAGAAAAUCUGCGAGAAGCUGCAUCUUAGUGAGGAUGUUGCAGGAGCCACUUUCAUGGCAGCGGGAAGCUCUACUCCAGAAUUAUUUGCCUCUGUUAUAGGUGUCUUUAUCACUCAUGGUGAUGUUGGUGUUGGAACAAUUGUUGGUUCCGCUGUUUUCAAUAUUCUGUGUAUAAUUGGUGUGUGCGGGGUUUUUGCUGGGCAGGUUGUGCGCCUUACGUGGUGGUCUCUGUUCAGAGAUUCAAUGUAUUACAUAUUUUCCAUAUUAGCACUAAUUACUUUCAUAUAUGAUGAAAUUAUAGUCUGGUGGGAAAGUCUCAUACUUAUCAUUAUGUAUUUGAUUUACAUACUAAUAAUGAAGUACAAUACGAAGAUGCAGCGUCUGUUCACCAUAAAAAAAAAGAACCUUGGCAAUGGGUGCACAGUUAGCAAUGAGCUGCAGGAUGGUAAUGUGUAUAGUGACUGUGUCUGUGAUGAUCCCUCCGUGCCCUUGUUGUGGAAAGUAAAGACACAGCAGCCGUACCCUCACAGAAGCUCAGUGGUGAUGGUAGAUGAGAUUAUUUGUUCCAGUCCUCCCAAGUACCGGUUCCCAGAAGCUGGCUUGCGCAUUAUGAUAACAAAUAAGUUUCCACCAAGGACCAGGCUACGGAUGGCGAGCAGGCUUAUAAUAAAUGAGAGGCAACGACUCCUCCAAUCUGCCAAUGGGUUGAGUAUGACAACCCUGGAUGGGAAGCAGCAGUUGAUUGAGAAUGGGACUUUGCAUGUGGAUAAAGACGAUUUCCAAGAAGAGAAUGAGUCAAACUACUUGGCACCUUUUACAUUUCCAAGUGGCUGUGUGAACCGGUUCAAGUGGAUGUUUUCCUGGCCAUUAAUUUGUUUACUGUAUUUCACCAUCCCCAACUGUAGCAAACCACGCUGGGAGAAUUUCUUUAUGUUGACAUUUAUAUUAUCCACUCUGUGGAUCGCCAUCUUUUCUUACGUCAUGGUUUGGAUGGUCACUGUUAUUGGAUACACUCUCGGAAUACCAGAUGUCAUCAUGGGCAUUACGUUCCUGGCUGCUGGAACCAGUGUUCCAGACUGUAUGGCCAGUUUAAUAGUAGCCAGACAAGGCCUGGGGGAUAUGGCUGUGUCGAAUACCAUUGGCAGUAACGUGUUUGACAUCCUUGUAGGCCUUGGCGUACCGUGGGGACUACAGACAAUGGUUAUUAACUACGGAUCCAUUGUGAAGAUAAACAGUAAAGGGCUGGUAUAUUCAGUCAUCCUAUUGCUAGGAUCUGUGGCUCUCACUGUUCUAGGAAUCCAUUUAAAUAAUUGGAAACUUGAUCGAAAGUUUGGCUUCUACGUGCUAAUUCUUUACGCCAUCUUCCUGUGUUUUUCUAUCCUGAUUGAGUACAACGUCUUUACUUUUGUCAAUUUGCCAAUGUGCCGAAAUGACUUUUAAUGCCAGCAGAUGCACAGACCAAAACCUUAAGAAAGAUUUUUCUUAAAAAGGAGGAGGAGUUCUGCCGUCUUUCCUCUCUUUUCAUGGAAGACCCGAAACCUCAGUAAAAAUUAUGAGUGCUCUGCUUCAUUAAGAAUGUAAAGGAGAAAUAUUCUCUUGAGUGCUGCAUGUGUUAGCACCUUAUUGUUUGCAGCUAUGGAGUACCAUUCAAAUUAGUCUUCCGAAGGUCUGGAAAUUCAGUUUACUAUGUUCUCAUUUUUUUUCUAAAGAUGGAAAUAUCAUGUCAGACAAAAUUUAUAGAGACUGUUGACAAAGCAUUUUAAUAUAUCUUUGGAAAAUAUUUUUUUCCGAUAAACAGGAAUUGCACGCCACAAUUAAGAGUCCCACUGUGUUCUGCUACCCAUAAAACUUCAUAUGAAACAAGAAUAUGAAAUGUUAAGUCCAGUUAAAGCGUUACUGUUUUGUUUUUCUUCUUCUUGGGCUUACUUAAAAGAAAUAUUACUGGGUAAAUCUGCGCAUCUCUGGAAAGAACGGAUGACGCCAGUGGAUUUAUUUAGGGACACUAUACAAGUCUGGGUUCUUUUGGGCCUCAGAAAUUUUGAUACUUAGAUAAAUAUAUCUAAAAUGUAUGCUUAACAAAUCAAUAACUGAAAGGUUUCUACUGUUAUUUUUCAGAGAAACUUACAUUAAAAACUGUUGAAAAUAUUACGUUUUAUCAAAUAUUAGGGUCCAUUUUUAUGAAACUUGAAAAACGUAAACAUAUUUUGGGAGCUUAUCGAUGUAUAUUAUACAAAGGAUUCUAAUAUUUAAUACAGAAAUGUUCUAUAAAUGAGAAUAUAUACAUAUAUAUAUAUAUAUUUAAAAUGAAUAUAUUGUACGAGAAGGAAUGUUUAUUAUUUAUUUGCACAAUGUCACAUUUUUAUGCAUUGAAGAAUAUUUCAUGCUGAGUAAUAAUUCAGCAUUGUAAUUUGAGGUUUGCUACUGACAUUUCUAUAUCUCUAAAGCAAUAGAGGCACUUUGGUGGUCAUAAAGAUAACCAGAUGCCAAAUGUUUUAAUUUGUUUGCUCCGUUUGAGCUUGGCAUACAGUAUGUACCUACCAGUAUACUGGGCUUUGCAUCAAACAUCUGAAACUUGUUGUGCGUAGGAAACUAGACUUUAAGAAAGCAGCCCAGUAAAUGUUUAUCGACUUGCACUGGUUUAUCCUAUCCUAUUUGUGACACUGCUUACAAUGCACAAGUGUAUGUACAUUACUUUAUCUGCGUCUUAGGACUUUUGACACCAACUGUGUGCAUUUAUUUGCUUUUUCUGUAAGUUCACAACUUGAUAUAUCACUGUCUUGCUGUAGAUACAGGCCAGAUAACCAGAACUCUUACCUUGGCAGAUUACUCUUUAAUACUGUGGAGGACACCAACUAUCCUGAUGGUUUCACAUGGAACAAGACUAUUUUUUAGAGCAAGUUAGGAUUUCCAAUUGUUACAUCCAAGCAUGAUCUCCGUUACCCCCAAAACAACUACUCUUGUUAAUCAAUAAGUAUGGAGAAAGGCUUGGACCUAAAUAGAGGAGAGAGGAAGAGUAGAACUCGGUUCCCAAUUUUAUAUUGUCCUGCAUAAUGUGGGACAGAUGGAGGGUACCUGGUUUAAGGACUACAUAUAUGGCCCUUGGUGGGGAAUUAUUGUCUUUGACUUGUUUGGAGUAUUACACUGUAAAAAAAAGAAUUAUGUUUAAUUAUAUGAACAAGAAUUUAUUUACAAAGUAUUUUAAUAAUGUCCUAAUAUAAAUUACUAUGUAGCUUUUUAUUGAUUA